AUGUCCAUUUUGAAAUCGCGAGGGGAAGGAAUGCUGAGCUUGUGGUCCUUAGCCCUGGGUGGGCUGGUCAUCCUCCUCUUCAAGAUCUUGCAGUCGCUCCUUUUCAGAAAGAAGAGGCCGAUAUUCUCGUUGGCCGACGUCCGACCCCCGGCCCCUCACGUGGCCAACCAGAAACUCAGGGACAAGGUCCUCAAGCAAGGUUUCUCUUCGGAUAAAAUACCCCAUGACCUCGAUGCGAUCGUGAUCGGGAGUGGGAUCGGAGGAUUAUCCGCAGCCGCUCUCCUCGCCAAGGCCGGAAAGAGAGUUCUAGUCCUCGAACAGCAUGACCAGGCUGGGGGAUCCUGCCAUACUUUCAUCGAAAAGGGCUACGAGUUUGAUGUCGGAAUCCACUAUGUCGGGGGUUUUGAGAAAACAGAACGCAAUCGCAUUCUGUUUGACCAGCUCACUGAUGGUCAACUGGAAUUUGUUCACACAGGUACAGCUCUGCGAUGGCAAAUAUUGUGGUUGAGUUCCUUAAAAUAUCACAUAGAGGCCAAAACAGGGAAGGCAGCAUUGGGAGUGGUGAAGUUCUUUCCUCUCUGGUUGGCCAAGAUUGUCAUCAAGUUGGGCUUCAUCGACUGGUUCAUCCCUUACAGCAAAUGGGCUUCAAGAUCCAUUCAAAGUGUCCUUGAGGAACACACAGACAACAAGGACCUAAGGGCUGCCUUUACCUACAUAUUUGGCGACUUUGGAGUUCUACCCAGUGAAGCUGGCUUCAACCUUCUGGCCUUCCUUCAUGAACACUUUUAUGGAGGGUCCUACUAUCCGCGAGGAGGAGCAUCGGAGAUAGCGUUCCACAUCAUCCCCGUGAUAGAGAAAUCGGGAGGGAAAGUACUCGUGCGUGCCAAUGUGAAAGAGAUCCUCCUUGACGAAUCAGGUACUAGAGCCAUUGGUGUGGUCGUCGAGAAAGGCUCUGGUUCCUUCAACCUCACUGCCCCGAUGGUUAUCUCCAGCACAAGUAGGUUCACAUGCAUUAACUCCUCUUUUGUGCUUGGUGAUGAUAACAUUAGCUUUGUACAAUAUCGCCUGCUGCUUAGGGCUGGUUCUUCGUUGGUAAGAAGUUUGUUCCCCAAGAAGUGUGGUGUGAAUGUGACUCUUACGAAGCUUCUGCCGGAAAAAGUUGGAAAGCGUGCCAUCCAGUUCCCAGUCUUGUCUCAAGUGAAACGGAGCCUUACCUGCUUGCAAGUCUUCCUUGGCCUCAAUGCAUCCAAUGAGGAGCUCAAACUGACUGCCCAGAACUAUUGGUGCUUCAUGGACAACAACCUCGAGGAGGCAAGUGUACAGGUCUUGGUUUCUGGAGCUGACAGACGAGAACGAGAUCUUUACCUGGCAUACAAUCGGAAGACCGUCGAGGAGGCACUGGACGCUGAUAUCCCUCUCAUGUUCGUCUCCUUCCCCUCCGCCAAGGACCCGACCCACGACCAGAGAUAUCCAGGUUACCAAGUCUGCAAUCCCAUGCAAUUUCUAGGGAAGGCAACAUGCACCCUUAUCACUUACCUGGAAUAUGAAUGGUUUCGUUCAUGGGAAAAAGAGAACUUGAAUCAUCGCGGUGACCGUUACGAGGAGAUCAAGAAGACCAUCGGCCACCGGCUCAUCGACCAAGCAUGCAAGCUCUUCCCACAGAUUCAGGACAAGAUUGACCUCGUCGUGAUUGGCUCUCCAUUGAGUCACAAUUAUUACCUUGGAAACACCGUGGGAGACAUUUACGGCCUCCAUCACGACAUGGAACGAUUCAAACUGGAGACUCAAGCCCUUCUCCGUCCUGAGACCGGCAUCCCAGAAUAUUAG
Messenger RNA from Darwinula stevensoni, 1827 nucleotides. The record is from the annotation of a GenBank genome assembly. Lineage: Eukaryota; Metazoa; Arthropoda; Ostracoda; Podocopida; Darwinulidae.